GAAAUGGAGUAUGGGAUAAUCUUAGCUGUUUAGUUCUCUAGAAAGGGGGUCUCGCAGCGGUGCCUCGUCGGGGGCUUGGGGAUUCAGCACUUGUUAGCUGAGCUAGGUUGGAAUUUUGUUGAAGAGAUUUGCAUUUUCAUGUCCUAUUAAUUUCCGCAUUUCCGAAGACGAUAGACGCUUUAGACUUUCCAUAUUUACAAAAUAGAAAAAUUUCAGAUUCCAUUUGUAAGUUUAUAUUACUGGGACCUUCGUGGAUUAAGAAGGUGAAUUGGUGCUACUAUCUUUUCUUUGCUUGCACGGUGCAGACUUCGCAGUAAGCUAUCAUCAUGGCAGUGGAAUGUUCUGGAAUUGCCAAAGAUGUUACAGAAUUGAUUGGAAAAACCCCAUUAGUAUAUCUUAAUAAAAUUGCGGAUGGUUGUGCGGGCCGGAUUGCUGCCAAAUUAGAAUUGAUGGAGCCAUGCUCUAGUGUUAAAGACAGGAUCGGUUAUAGUAUGAUAGCUGAUGCAGAGGAAAAAGGUCUUAUCACACCCGGAAAGAGUGUCCUCAUUGAGCCAACAAGUGGUAAUACUGGCAUUGGAUUAGCCUUCAUGGCAGCAGCAAAAGGUUACAGGCUUAUUAUUACAAUGCCUUCCUCAAUGAGUCUUGAAAGAAGAAUCAUUCUGAAAGCUUUUGGGGCUGAGUUAGUAUUGACAGACCCUGCAAAGGGAAUGAAAGGUGCAGUUCAGAAAGCUGAAGAAAUAUUGGCUAAGACCCCUGAUGCCUACAUGCUUCAACAGUUUGAAAACCCUGCCAAUCCCAAGAUACAUUAUGAAACCACUGGCCCGGAGAUAUGGAAAGGCACUGGAGGGAAAAUUGAUGCACUUGUAUCAGGGAUAGGUACUGGUGGUACAGUAACAGGUGCUGGGAAAUUUCUUAAAGAACAAAAUCCCAACAUUAAGUUGUAUGGUGUUGAACCUGUUGAAAGUCCUGUGCUCUCCGGAGGAAAGCCUGGUCCGCACAAGAUUCAAGGGAUUGGUGCUGGUUUUGUACCUGGGGUGCUGGAAGUCAGUCUUCUGGAUGAAGUUGUUCAAAUAUCAAGUGAUGAAGCUAUUGAUACUGCAAAGUUUCUUGCGCUUAAAGAAGGCCUAUUUGUGGGAAUAUCAUCCGGAGCUGCAGCUGCUGCUGCCAUUAAGAUAGCAAAAAGACCAGAAAAUGCUGGAAAGCUUAUUGUGGCGGUUUUUCCAAGCUUUGGUGAAAGAUACCUGUCCUCUGUGUUGUUUGAGUCAGUCAGGCAGGAGGCUGAAAGCAUGACUUUUGAGCCAUAAGACGUUCGGAUUUGAAGGCUUUGAAGUUACAUAGGCUCUGAUCCUGGUGCAAGGCUAGGGACUUUCUCGGUAUAGUCGUGACUCUGAAAUAAAAAUUGGUAGAAAAACUAUAGCCAAAGGCCCCAAAACUUAUGCUGUGUCAUAUCUUGAUUUUCUUUGGCGGUUGAAGUCUGCUUAAAUAAUGUUAGUUGUGACGUUCUUUUCUUCUAAAA
Molecule: messenger RNA, 1516 nt
Organism: Neltuma alba
Lineage: Eukaryota; Viridiplantae; Streptophyta; Magnoliopsida; Fabales; Fabaceae
Product: cysteine synthase
Exons: 10
Coding region: 327-1304 (325 amino acids)
Molecular function (GO): cysteine synthase activity
Source: RefSeq, a predicted model, not a curated record